Messenger RNA from Macadamia integrifolia, 1867 nucleotides. RefSeq names its product phospholipase A1-Ibeta2, chloroplastic-like. Gene Ontology annotation, molecular function: glycerophospholipase activity. The transcript has a single exon. The record is from RefSeq and is a predicted model, not a curated record. Gene Ontology annotation, biological process: lipid metabolic process. Lineage: Eukaryota; Viridiplantae; Streptophyta; Magnoliopsida; Proteales; Proteaceae. The coding region runs from base 52 to 1668 and encodes 538 amino acids.
UGUCUGCCUCCUUCGAGGCUUCUUUUUGACUCUCCAUCUCUUACAAAAUCAAUGGAGAUCGCCCGACCAAUUCCAGCCCAGAACGGACUAGCAGCUUUCCAGCCAUCACGAGCCAUCUUGGCCUCUAGAGUUUCGCGUUUAAACCCUCUCAUAAGGGCAUCAUCAGCUGCGACUCAGACCUUAGCUAUCGAGUCUUCUUCUACUACUACUACUACUCAGAUCCAUCUCUCUAAUCUCGAGAAGCUGCUCCAGAAGCAGACCCCUCCGCUCUUACAAUAUAAUUCACAGCCUCUGGAUAAGGAUUCCGGCAAUGGGUCAUCACGGGAAAAAAGGUUCAGGAAUCUCUUUGAAGGUUUGAAUUUGGAGAAAAUCUUGCCGGAGAUGAAGGCGCCGGAGGAGAUGAUGUCACCACGACACAUGAACCGCCUGCAGCGUCUCCUCUCUAAAUCGCCGGAAUAUUCCCCAAGGAAUAAUCUUGGCAGCCGGUGGCGGGAGUACCACGGCUGUAACGACUGGGCUGGACUACUAGAUCCAUUAGAUGAGAAUCUCCGGCGAGAGGUUGUCAGAUAUGGUGAGUUCAUCCAGGCCGCAUAUCAAACCUUCAACUCUAACCCUGCCACGUCGGACGACAAAGCUCCUCUCCCUCGCCAGGUUUCGUUGCCUGAUCGGUCCUAUAACGUGACCAAGAGCCUGUAUGCCACGUCAUCUGUUGGAUUGCCGUCGUGGGUGGAUGACUUAGCUCCCGAUAUCAGUUGGAUGACGCAACGGUCCAGUUGGAUUGGGUACGUGGCAGUUUGUGAUGACAAGAGGGAGAUCUCACGGAUGGGAAGGAGAGAUAUAGUGAUCGCGCUCCGUGGGACUGCCACGUGUCUCGAAUGGGCGGAAAACGUGAGGGACGUCCUGGAACGGAUCCCUGGAGAGGAGAACUCUAGCCAGAUCCAACCGGCCAAGGUGGAGUCCGGGUUCUUGAGCUUGUACAAAACCCCCGGUUCAAACAUGGCAAGCCUGGCCAAGUCGGUGGUCGAAGAAGUACGGAGGUUAAUGGACCUCUACAAGGGUGAGACGCUAAGCAUCACGGUGACCGGUCACAGCCUUGGAGCGGCGUUGGCACUACUAGCCGCCGACGAACUGAGCACGUGUGAACCAGAGAUGCCGCCGAUCGCCGUCUUCUCCUUCGGUGGUCCUAGAGUCGGGAACCGGGCAUUUGCGAACCGGGUCAGCAAUAACGGGGUCAAAGUGUUACGAAUCGUGAACUCACAAGAUGUGAUCACGAAGGUUCCAGGAAUGUUUGUGAGCGAAGAAUUGGACCAGAAGUUGAGGGAAAAUGCCAAGGUGGCAGGAGUGGUGAACGUGUUGGAUAACAUGCCGUGGGCCUACUCACAUGUGGGGACAGAGCUCCGCGUGGAUAGCAAAAUGUCACCAUACCUUAAGCCAAAUGCUGACGUGGCUUGUUGUCAUGACUUGGAGGCUUACCUUCACUUGGUGGAUGGGUUCAUGGCUUCUGACUGUCCCUUUAGAGCAAAUGCCAAGAGAAGCCUGGCGAGAUUAGUUGAUGAACAAGGGUCAAAUGUGAAGAAAUUGUAUAUAAGCAAAGCCAAGGACUUGAGAUUGAAUCUUGACAACCUGCAAGCAGUUACAAUCCCAAGUUGUUUGCCAAGUCCAUCGUGACUGGUCAUCUAUCUAACUUUGACCAUGAUUAGAUCGGGCUGGUUGGCUCGAGGCAUCAUAGCGGUUGGGCCGGAACAUGCGGUGGUCCAUAUUUUUCUGGACCAUGAGCUUUGUUGGCGUGCCAUUUUUUAUUUUUAUUUUUAUUUUUAAAUCUUCUUUUCUCUUUUUUAUCAUACAAUAAUACAAUUUAUUGGCCUAA